AUGGCGCCUCUCGUCGAAGCCUUCCCGCCCGAGGAGCUCGAGGCCCGCGCGCAGUACACGCCCGACAACCGGCUGCGCAACAAGCGGCGCCCCGUCGACCUGGCCAAGUGCAAGCUGCUGGAGCUGGUGCAGUACGAGUGCGACGUGGUGGACCGGGGGGAUCCGAAGAGCGUCGUGCGCUGCCAGCCGCUGGUCAGGCUGUUCCGGAAGUGCGCGGAUGGCUUGUCGGUCGAGACGACGAGUUGGGAGGGCUUGGAGGGCCGGUGGUGA
This is a messenger RNA of Aplosporella prunicola CBS 121167, 270 nucleotides long. RefSeq lists its product as uncharacterized. Lineage: Eukaryota; Fungi; Ascomycota; Dothideomycetes; Botryosphaeriales; Aplosporellaceae. The transcript is spliced from 2 exons. Gene Ontology annotation, cellular component: mitochondrial inner membrane peptidase complex. The record is from RefSeq and is a predicted model, not a curated record. The coding region runs from base 1 to 270 and encodes 89 amino acids.